This is a messenger RNA of Arvicola amphibius (Eurasian water vole), 729 nucleotides long. It is a transcript of the gene Lhfpl7, whose product is annotated as transmembrane protein 211. NCBI's taxonomy places the organism in Eukaryota, Metazoa, Chordata, Mammalia, Rodentia, Cricetidae. The transcript has 4 exons. Gene Ontology annotation, cellular component: membrane. The record is from RefSeq and is a predicted model, not a curated record. Bases 1 to 729 code for a protein of 242 amino acids.
AUGGAGGUCAGCGUGAAGGCUGCUCUAGGACUCUCCCUCACAGGCAUGUCUGGCCUCAGCCUGGUAUCCCCUGCCUGGUUCCAGAGCCCGUCCCUCUCCUAUGGUGUUUUCAUGCACUGCUCCUGGUCACGGGAUAACCGCUGGAACCAGAGCUGUAUGACCUUCGGGUCCCUGAAGGACAUGCCAGGCUUGGCCUGGAAGGUCUCUGCUGCAACGCUCCUGGGAGGCUGGGUCCUGCUGGCCAUUAGUGCUCUUCUUCUUUUGGCCUGGGCGCUGUCUUCGAGAAGAUUAUAUCCCAGGAGGGGCUCUGGUCCAACACCCAUGGUGCAGGCAGCAGCAGCAGCCUCCACUCUUGUAGGUCUGUUGGUUUUUCCAGUCACUCUGGCUUCCUCAUUAGCCAAAGAAGUCUGUGAAGGCUCCUCCGUGUACUACAGUGGAACAUGCCAGCUGAGCUGGGGCUAUGCCACUGCCAUUCUCAAUGCGGUCCUGACCAGCCUGCUUGUUGUCAUCGGAUGGCCUCGGAUGACCACAAGCCAGAGGACAGCCACCCCCACCCCUUGUGACACUCAGGGAAUCACGCUUGUAUGGAGACCCCUUCCUCUAGCCUUGCCAGCAUACACGCACCACACUCUCUCUCUCCCUGAGGCCCUCAGGCCAUGUACAAUUAGAGCAGAACUGGGUACAGCUGGUUGGGAGGAAGGGCUAGACAUGCCAGGAAAGAGCCCAUGA